CAACACAAGUUUUAAAGGGCAGAGUUGUAAAACUCCCAGGCUGUGGGGAGUGAGCUCGCUAGGCUGCUGAUCACAUUCUCCGUUCCCCACGGACAUAAACACGCCUGGAUUUCAGACAUAUCUUCAGCUCCUUGUUUUUAAAUCUCUUUUUAUAGAAAUUCCUACAAGUCCGAACGAGUUAAAUAGCUCCUGAAGCAAGAAAAAGGGCCUGCUGCUGUGAAUUCCCAUGAUGGUGGUUGGGUUCUGAAUGCCGAUUGUGUAAUUGUCGCGAGUAAGGACGUGAUCCCGGUUCUGUAGCUCAGCGGCAGGAAAAUACUGGAACAUCCUGAUCGGUCGUUAAAGGGGGCUGUCUCAACAUGUCUGUGUGCCACAGGAGGCAAUCCCAUCCAUGACUGUUGACAACUGCCUUCACAUCCCCUCUGCUUGCAGAGAAUCUUCCACCCGACUCUGCAGGACGGAUAUUGAAUUUGUCAACAAGCACUCGGGAGUGUCCUCAUCACUGCUGCCCUGGAGGCUUACAACGUUCAGAAGCAACUCGGACAGUAGAAGAAACAUCCUGGUGACUGGAGCAGCUAUGCAGCUUGAAAUUCAAGUAGCUCUCAACUUUAUUAUUUCCUAUUUAUACAACAAACUCCCCAGGCGACGUGUGAAUAUCUUUGGCGAGGAGCUGGAAAGGCAGCUGAAGAAGAAAUAUGAGGGGCACUGGUAUCCUGAUAAGCCAUACAAAGGGUCGGGCUUCAGGUGCAUUCAUGUAGGGGAGAAGGUGGAUCCUGUGGUGGUGCAGGCGGCCAAAGAAAGUGGGCUGGACAUCGAGGAUGUCCGGAAUAACCUCCCUCAGGACCUUAGCGUGUGGAUUGACCCAUUUGAAGUUUCUUACCAGAUUGGGGAGAAGGGACCGGUGAAGGUGUUGUAUGUGGAUGACAACAACGAGAAUGGGUCUGAGCUGGACAAAGAGAUCAAGAACAGCUUUAACCCGGAGGCCCAGGUCUUCAUGCCAAUCAGCGACCCUGUCGGGGCCUCCUCAGAGUCCAGCUCUCCAUCCCCUCCUUUUGGGCAGUCUGCUGCCGUGAGCCCAUCGUUCAUGCCUCGCUCCACUCAGCCCCUAACCUUCACAACCGCCACCUUCGCUGCCACCAAAUUCGGUUCGACUAAGAUGAAGAGCAGCAGCCGUGGAAACAACAGUAACGGCAGCAGUAGCAGCAAGGUGGCCCCCACCUCCCCGACCAGUAACCUUGGUCUGAAUGUCAACACUCUACUGAAGCAAAAAGCCAUGUCCAGCUCCAUGCACUCGCUGUACGGGCUGGGCCAGCAGCAGCAGAAGGCCUCUGCUCUGUCCCCCAAUGCCAAGGAGUUUGUGUUCCCAAGCCUGCAGGGCCAGUCCAGCCCUGGAGCCGUGUUCCCCGGGGAGGGCUCCCUGGGGCUGGGCCCACUGCAGUACAACAAUGCCUUUGACAUGUUUGCAGCCUACGGAAGCCUCAACGACAAGUCCCUGGUGGAUGGUCUCAGCUUCAGCCUGAGCAACAUGCAGUAUUCUAACCAGCAAUUCCAGCCAGUCAUGGCUAACUAGGCUCAUCGUCGGAUGUGCUGCUCGUGAAUGAUGGUGGCUCAAAGAGAAGGAAAAACAAACACGCACACGUGGAACUGAGCUGAAGGACUUGGCCGUGUCAUGGGUGAGGCGCAUGUGCCCCCCCACCCCCUCAGUAAAAGCUUGUUGUACAAACGCAUCCAGGCUCGGUUACUUCAGUUCAACAUGCAUCAUUGUUUUACUUCUUCUUUUUUGCCAACCAAGCACAACGAAUUUUCCUUUUUUACUUUGAGGAACUCCUCCAGAAGAAGAAUAACGAGGAUCACAAGCUUCAGAGUAUUUCAGCGGUGGAAGGCGAGGCAGAUUUUUAUUGAUAGGCACUACUAAGUGAGGUUACUUGGGUCUUUUUCUAAUUGUAUAAUUUAAUUUAGUACAGAGUUUGUAAGAUAUCAGAGUAUAUAUUGUUUCUAUGACAUGGUGUUGCAUUUCUAUCUUUUUACUACUCCAGUGAUCUGUGAUGGCUGCAGCAGCUUUCCUUUGUUUCUUUUUUUUUUAAGAGAAUUGUUAAAGAAAUCCAUCUCUGAAAAUCCGAUAUUCUGGAGAAGAUUGCGUACAGAGUAUUCCUUUAGUGGUGGAAUUCAAAUGUAGGAAGAUUUGCUUUUUUCCGAAAGAUGAAUUGUAUUUUCUGUUAAGAGGCUAAAGAUUUUGCUAUACUAUUGACUAAAGUAAUCGUAUGAAUAUUAAUUUUGUACCUACAUUGUGCAAUACUUGAUAAAGAAAACACGGUAUAACAAAGUAUUUUGAGUCAGUGUCUUACAUGUCAGGAGGGACUGAAAUAGUUUAUAUUAAGUUUGUAUUAAAUGCUUAAAAUGAUAUGCUUGUCUUUAUUUUUUUUAAUUUCAUAUUUGCACCCUGGUCUUUUUAAUAAAAUAAACUACAGUUGAACAUGG
Messenger RNA from Nothobranchius furzeri (turquoise killifish), 2475 nucleotides. It is a transcript of the gene tob1b, whose product is annotated as transducer of ERBB2, 1b. Gene Ontology annotation, molecular function: transcription corepressor activity. The record is from RefSeq and is a predicted model, not a curated record. Gene Ontology annotation, cellular component: cytoplasm; nucleus. Gene Ontology annotation, biological process: regulation of gene expression. NCBI's taxonomy places the organism in Eukaryota, Metazoa, Chordata, Actinopteri, Cyprinodontiformes, Nothobranchiidae.